Messenger RNA from Epinephelus fuscoguttatus (brown-marbled grouper), 2836 nucleotides. RefSeq names its product ubiquitin-conjugating enzyme E2, J2 (UBC6 homolog, yeast) (gene ube2j2). NCBI's taxonomy places the organism in Eukaryota, Metazoa, Chordata, Actinopteri, Perciformes, Serranidae. The transcript has 7 exons. The coding region runs from base 139 to 924 and encodes 261 amino acids. The record is from RefSeq and is a predicted model, not a curated record.
GCGUCAUUUCCUCCUGCUGGCGAAAGCUAAAGCUACGUUGGUGUCAUCGUCUUAUCGGUUUGGGGUUUGACAACAGAAACAACAGUCUUAUUUCGUGUCCAGCCACGAAGACCUGUUUUCAGUGGAGUCUCUGGAGAGAUGAACAACAACGGGAAUAAGAGAGCUCCAACCACAGCCACUCAGCGACUUAAGCAGGAUUACCUCAGGAUAAAGAAAGACCCUGUGCCUUACAUCUGUGCAGAACCUCUCCCCUCCAACAUCCUAGAAUGGCACUAUGUAGUCAGAGGUCCUGAGAAAACUCCAUAUGAAGGGGGAUAUUAUCACGGAAAACUCAUAUUUCCUCGGGAAUUUCCUUUUAAACCACCAAGUAUCUAUAUGAUAACACCAAAUGGAAGAUUUAAGUGUAAUACAAGAUUAUGUUUGUCCAUCACAGACUUCCAUCCAGACACAUGGAACCCUGCGUGGUCCGUCUCCACCAUCCUCACAGGUCUCCUAAGCUUCAUGGUGGAGAAGGGCCCCACCCUUGGCAGCAUUGAGACCUCUGACUACACAAAAAGACAGCUGUCAGCCCAAAGCCUGGCCUUCAACCUCAAGGAUAAAGUGUUCUGUGAGCUGUUUCCUGAUGUAGUCGAUGAAAUGAAGCAGAAACAGAAGGCCCAGGAGGAGUUAAGCGCUCGCACUCAGCCCCUCCCCUUACCCGACGUGGUUCCUGAUGGUGACCCUCAACACGCCCACUACGGCCUCCCCGCCCUCAACGGCGGUCCUGUCCCCCUCGGGGGCGCCAACCCCGCCCCUGGCCUGCAGCAGGCCAAUCGCAACCAUGGACUUCUAGGUGGGGCUUUAGCCAACCUGUUUGUGAUCGUAGGCUUUGCGGCGUUUGCCUACACAGUCAAGUACGUGCUGAGGAGCAUAGCCCAGGAGUGAGAGGAGUCGGUGUGGUAGGGCGGCGCUCCCCCCUGCAGGUGAGCCAGCUAGUGGACUCGACAUUCUACAAACACACUACGUGGGGGAGGGAUGUUCAGUCCUGGGUUAAACCCCUCCACGACCACCACAACCACCACCACCACCACCACCACCAUGGACUUUGGAAGACAGAAACUCAAAGCCAACCCACCCAGGAAGGAUUGAGAGGAGGAGUAGGAGGUGGGGGAGUGGACGGGAGUGGCAGUUGGGCCGGGGGAUUGGAGGGGCUUAUUAAAACGGUUGUGAUCCACUCUGUGCUCUGUGGUUUAUGUCAGCAGUUAGAAACAAACUUGGCUCAUGGGUUGUGGAAGAGUGCAGAACUGAGGACAUGGUUUGGAAGCAGGUCACAACAGACAGAUGCUGAAACGCACCAUUGUUGUCCUGCAAGGUAAACAAUCACAGGUAGGAGCUUAUUCAGUUAAGUAGGUAAUUCUCAGAGCAGGUGCCCACCUGCCUGUCACCUCUACAAGAAGUGUUCCUGCUGCGGUGUUUCCUGAUUAUACAUCAGAUCAUACAGACUCUUCAGGAAGUUGUCGCAUCGGCAAAUGUUUCCAAACUCUAGGGAAAAGGAGUGCCACAAAGACCAGUUGUGUGGCAUUUCCAAACUAAUUUGACCUUGAUUUGCAUUGCAGGCAGUUGUGGCACUGGAGCCAGUUUCCAUCCUUCCCAUGGAGUAGCGUAAAGGUAUCAGAUUUCAGUGACAUGCAAGCGCAGUUCAAGAACCGGUUUCUCUACCCUCAAUUUCAUUACACAACAGCUGUAUAUCUGGAUCAGAUGGAAAUGCAACAGAAAGUAGUUAAGAAUGUGUCAUACGUUCAGUCAUAUAGACACAGAUGAUGAUUUUACACGCAUCACGUAAAGAUCUCUUUGCCACUGUGUAACAAUAUCCCUGUCCUCAACUACCCGUCAAUGACUGACUCGCUGAUAAAUGUUGAGGUUUUAUGUGUGCCAAGAAUACGUCCGCGCACUUUAAGCACAGAUGGAACUUCAACGGAACUGCCUUGUGGUUCAUGUUGACCAACGGGUUUUUAUGAUCUGUGAAAGGUCGGUAGGCUUGUUAGCAGUCAGUGACAGAGAUACAACUGCCAAACUACAUGUAAGCAAAAAACAAAAAAGUCCCAAAACAGUACGCAGCAAUGUGAUACAAGUAGAGAGUCACCCUUGUAAGUGCUUGUGUAUCUUAUCAGUGGGGUCUAUUUCCUGCACCAAAGCUUACAUGUGAUGAGCAAGUAGUGCAGAAAGAAGCCUUCCUACAACAGUAUUGACAAGUGUAUUUAUAUCUGCAUUUCUCUUUAUGUAUAGAUAAAAAGCAUCAAACUCGGCGUGUCAGUCUGUGAAAGAGCCACUGAUCUGUGGUCAGAGUCUGAUGUGAGUCCAGACGUUCUCUCCUGUCAACCCAUGAGCCAAGCAGUGAACCCAGUGUCUGCACAGACGUAAAUAGAGACCAGUACCUUUUUGAAAUUGGCAUAGCUGACCAGUAUAGCACCACUCUAUAUAGGUCCAAGUAAAGAGACACAUGAAGAGAACCAACAUUUUAUUUCUGUGUAUUAUUUUUUUCUUUUUGAUAUAUUUUUUUUCUUUGUGUUUUUGUUCUCUUUAUUUAUAGAAACGGCCUCGGCUUGUCUGCCAAGGAAAUUUUUAGUGUCUGCUAAGCGGAGCAGUGCAGGCAAACACACACACAUACACACACAGACAGGCUAUGGCCCAGGCUCACACAAUUGCUGAUAAUUUACUGUUGUGCAUUGCAUUUAGUAAAGAUGGCUCUACUGUGUAUCUAAUGUUUCAACAGAGAAAUGGUCUGGAAGCAGAAUAUUUGCCUUUCUAUUGCUCUUUUCUUGGCACCAUCUUUAAAAAAAAAAAAAAAAAAGACAAA